CAGGGAAAGGUAAGAAAGAAAACAGAAGGUCCAUUUUGAAUAUUAAUAUAUAUAUAUUUUUGUGUAGUUAGAUAGAUAAAUGAAACAAGAAGAAGAGAAGGUGUUGUUGUGUAUAUGGUAUUGUUGUUAACUUUUGUUAUGCUACUUUCCUUCAACCACAAUCUCUCUUUCUCUCUCCCACCACCACCCAUUCAUCUUUUUCUCUCUCUUCAUCUCUCUCCCUCAUUCUCCUCCUCAAUCUCAUCACCAUAACCAUCUUCCUCUUUUCUUUAACCCAUCAAUCCCUUCAAAACCCAUAAGUUUCCUCUCUCUCUCUCAUCAAUCAAACCUUGUUUGAAGAAGAUAAUAUGAGUUUCUUGUGAGAAAAAAAAAAGAGAAAAACUUGAAAGGUUUUUUUCUUAGAUUUAUCAAUUUUUGCAUUUUUUUUGGCAGAUUUGAUUUUGUGGGUUGUUUUAGAAUUUGAAAAAGAUUGAACCUGUGAAGAUGGGUCGAGGAGGUGCAACAACUGCUGCGGCGGCGGUUGAACCGGUUUUUUUCAAAGAACCGAGAUACAGAGGGGUUAGAAAAAGACCGUGGGGACGGUUCGCGGCUGAGAUCAGAGAUCCUUUGAAGAAAGCAAGGGUUUGGCUUGGAACCUUUGAUACGGCUGAAGAGGCCGCGCGUGCGUACGACACCGCCGCCAGAAAUCUCCGGGGAGCGAAAGCCAAGACUAAUUUUCCUCUUCAACAGCCUUUUUAUCAAAAUCCUGAAGCCGGAAAUCCGUUCGGCGAAUUAAGAUUCUACGCCGGUGCGGGUGCCGGUGCCGGAGAUGGUUAUCAGGAUCAUCGGAGACCUACAUCUAGUGGUAUGAGCAGUACUGUCGAGUCCUUCAGCGGUCCACGUCCGGUGAGACCACCGAUACCGCCGUCUGUUGUUACUGGUAGACGAUACCCGAGAACACCGCCGGUGGCUCCUGAAGACUGCCGUAGCGACUGCGAUUCAUCAUCAUCGGUUGUCGACGAUGCCGACAACGACAACGCGGCUUCAUCUACGAUGCUUUCGUUUAAACGUCAGCCGCUGCCGUUUGAUCUGAACGCGCCGCCACUGGAGGACGCUGAUGCUGACGUGGCCAUCGGACUUGGUGAGGAUCUGCACUGCACUCUUCUCUGCCUCUAAUGAAUAUUGAGAUCUGUGAUGUAUUGGAUCGUGAAGAAAAUUAUGAAUUUUUUUACUUUAAUUUUUUGCUUUUUCUUUUUUCCCCUUUUUUUUAUUAUGCGGAAAAAAUGAAAAUGAAGAUGAAAUUUAUGAUUGAUGAUCGGUUAUGAGAUUAUGGGUAAUAUAAUCUUAAUUUCUGUGAGAGUUUGUCUUCUCUUCUGCUUUGAUGUAUGAAAAAAAGGCUAUAUUAUAUAUCAUCAUAAUUUUAUUUUC
This is a messenger RNA of Vicia villosa (hairy vetch), 1407 nucleotides long. Its product is annotated as ethylene-responsive transcription factor 3-like. NCBI's taxonomy places the organism in Eukaryota, Viridiplantae, Streptophyta, Magnoliopsida, Fabales, Fabaceae. Gene Ontology annotation, molecular function: DNA binding; DNA-binding transcription factor activity. Gene Ontology annotation, biological process: regulation of DNA-templated transcription. The record is from RefSeq and is a predicted model, not a curated record. The transcript has a single exon. The coding region runs from base 484 to 1155 and encodes 223 amino acids.